AAUGCAUUAGUCCGAGAUAUAACUACACUAGAUAGCAAGAACUUUCAUGUUAACGUCUUGGGGUGCAAAAACCUCACCUUCCAGCAUUUUACCGUGAGAGCACCUGGUGAGAGUGUAAACACCGAUGGAAUCCACAUCGGCCGAUCUACUGGGAUCUACAUUAUCGAUUCAAAAAUUAGCACAGGCGAUGAUUGUAUCUCCGUGGGAGAUGGCACCGAAGAAUUACAUAUCACAGGAGUAACAUGUGGACCUGGCCAUGGCAUCAGUGUUGGAAGUUUAGGGAAAUACCCCGAUGAGAAACCUGUUUCUGGAAUAUUUGUCAAGAAUUGCACCAUCUCAGAUACUACAAAUGGCGUUAGAAUAAAAUCUUGGCCAGCUUUAUACGGUGGUGUCGCAUCUAACAUGCAUUUUGAGGAUAUUGUCAUGAACAAUGUCCAAAACCCUGUAAUCAUAGAUCAAGGGUAUUGCCCAUGGAACCAAUGCAGUCUAAAGGCUCCAUCAAAAGUGAAGAUCAGUGAUGUUAGUUUUAAGAGCAUAAGGGGAACUUCUGCAACUCCGGUUGUUGUUCGGAUUGCUUGCAGUAGUGGCUUCCCAUGUCAGAAGGUGAAGCUUGCUAACAUUAACAUUGCAUAUAGAGGACCAGGAGGCCCUGCAAAAUCCCAAUGCUCUAACGUUAAGCCCAUAAUUUCUGGGAUAAUGAGCGCAUCUGGAUGUUGA
Molecule: messenger RNA, 717 nt
Organism: Populus nigra (black poplar)
Lineage: Eukaryota; Viridiplantae; Streptophyta; Magnoliopsida; Malpighiales; Salicaceae
Product: exopolygalacturonase-like
Exons: 2
Biological process (GO): carbohydrate metabolic process
Molecular function (GO): polygalacturonase activity
Source: RefSeq, a predicted model, not a curated record